AUGGCUGAAUAAACCCAAGACAAACAAUUCAAAGGAGUUAAGAAGUUUACUUAUAGAGGUCUCUAACUUGAAGAGCUUGUUAAACUCCCUAUGGAUAAAUUGGUUGAAUAAUUUAGAGCUAGAUAGAGAAGAAGAAUCUCAAAUCAAGGAGAAAAAGUACAUGNUGUAAAAUCCAUCAGCAAUUUAAGCAAAUAUUUUGAAUAAUCAAUAAUAAAUGGACUUAUAAAUGUAAAUUAAUUAAACACCUAAUGGUUUAGAUAGUGAUUUUAUAACCAAUAUAAAAAAAACAGUUAAUAUAUUAGGUGGAAUAGAAGACACAGUUUAAAGUAUAUAUUAAUGAACAUAUAAAGUCAUGAAAUAAUCUUUAUAAGAUUAUGAAUUACAACAUUAGAUUGAGAGAAAGAUAGAAAAAUAACCAAUCUUUAAAAACUCAACUUUGAUGAAUCCAUAAAAGAAUACUUAAUCAUAAAUUAAUCAAUAAUAAUAUCAUCCUUUUGAAAGAUAUAUGGCAACAGAACCAUUAUAAAUAGUAUAAUAAUCAUAAAAGUUAAGGGAAUCAAAAUUAUAGCAAAACACCCAUAAAUGA
Paramecium primaurelia is the source of this 586-nucleotide messenger RNA. The record is from the annotation of a GenBank genome assembly. Lineage: Eukaryota; Ciliophora; Oligohymenophorea; Peniculida; Parameciidae.